AUGGAUCCGAAGAAAGUGACGUCGCUACAAGGACAAGACAACGACUUUGACAAGAUGGUUGAGUGUGCCAAGUCAUUUCAUAGUGACGGAAGCCCUGACUCCGUUCAUGAACUGCCCGAGUUCUCGAUCCUAUCUAGACACUCGAUCCUAUCUGGACACUUGAUCCACGUCCCGAUGCCCAACCCCGAAGCUGUCUAUUUCAAGGCCAUGAUCGUUGUGGCUGCCUUUUGCGGUGGUGCUGUUGCGCCUCGCCUUCUACCUGACCAUGAAGAGUUCCAUGUUGGUCACGAAAAUGUCGAUGGCAAAGAGUUGAGAACCAGGGAAUAG
Messenger RNA from Fusarium keratoplasticum, 327 nucleotides. RefSeq lists its product as uncharacterized. The record is from RefSeq and is a predicted model, not a curated record. Bases 1 to 327 code for a protein of 108 amino acids. Lineage: Eukaryota; Fungi; Ascomycota; Sordariomycetes; Hypocreales; Nectriaceae. The transcript has a single exon.